Molecule: messenger RNA, 2334 nt
Organism: Histoplasma mississippiense
Lineage: Eukaryota; Fungi; Ascomycota; Eurotiomycetes; Onygenales; Ajellomycetaceae
Exons: 3
Coding region: 1-2334 (777 amino acids)
Biological process (GO): regulation of DNA-templated transcription
Molecular function (GO): sequence-specific DNA binding; DNA-binding transcription factor activity
Source: RefSeq, a predicted model, not a curated record
AUGACGUCGCCAGAUGUCUCUCGAAAGAGACCAGCGCCAGGCGCCUCUCCCAUCGCCCGUCAACACAUAGGCCCAGCAGACCUCCAACUAUCCAACGACCAGUUCGUACAAUGGGCGCAGUCCAGCCCCACUCAUUCAGAACCCCCUGCUGCUCUCGGCGGAUCCCAGCAAUACUCCUCCGCCGUGCCGAAACCAGUCGAUGUCGACUCCUUGCAGGCAUCAAACCAACUCACGCGGCGGCCAGGCAACCAGCUAGUUAGUCGAGCACAAUUACAUGACCAGAAUGCGAUUUCAUUGAUGGACCCAACCAGACCAAGAACAGAUAGCAGAGGAGAUCCUGACACGGAGACAGAAGCAGAGCUGGCCAAACGAGCGCUCCUGGCCAAAAAGGACGCGCAGGCAAAGAGGAAACAGAUUCCGCCAUUCGUACAGAAGCUGAGCAGUUUUCUCGACGAGUCAAAGAAUACCGAUCUAAUACGAUGGUCUGAAGAUGGGAAUUCAUUUAUUGUGCUGGACGAAGAUGAAUUCGCCAAAACGCUAAUUCCAGAGCUUUUCAAACACAACAACUACGCCUCAUUCAGUCCCAGCGAAUAUUCGAAUCCUUAUUUCAGGCGUGGUCACCCUGACCUCCUUUGGCUCAUACAGAAGCCCAAGAAUGUAUCUGCCCAUGGCCGAGGGUCUGCCAAAGGUGGACAACGUGUGAAGAACGACGGUGACGGAGAUGACGGAGAUAAUGAGGACUUUGGAGACGAAGGAGGUGGUGCCCAACAUGAGCGGUCAAGGUUUCGUGGACAACUCUCCAUCGGUGCUGGGGAGGGCAUACUGGCAAAUGAACAAUUAGCCAAUGUAUACCGUGAGCUUCAGAAUAUUCGUCAACAACAGCAAAUAAUAUCCUCGACUAUCGGCAAAUUGCGACGAGAGCACGAACAGCUCUAUGGACAGGCAGCCACAUUCCAGGAACAGCACACCCGCCACGAAAAUUCUAUCAACGCCAUACUCACAUUCCUGGCCACGGUGUAUAAUCGAAGUUUACAGGGUCAUGAAGGAAUCCAGGGAAUUGUUAACUCCUUUGCUGGAGCCAUACCCCAAGACACAACUCAGAGGAACAUUGUCGACAUGAACGAUUAUAUCGGAGGUAUAAAUGUAGAUCCUUCUGGUCAGCGGCCUUUUAAGAAACAGCAAUUGCUGCUGAAGGCGCCUCCAGUUAGUGACCGAGAUGUACAGCCGUUGCAAGGCAACGCAAUAAGUCCUUCCUCGACUGCCAGUCCUUACGAUACAUCUCUAAGUCACAGACGACUAUCCGAGCACAAGAACAGCACGGCGUCUGGGAACAUCGAAGAGCCGUUUGGCAGUCCCCACAAUUCAGCUUCCCAGGCACCAAUCCCAAACCGACAAGAGCAGCAACUCCCUGUACAGCACCAGCGAACGCCAUCGUCCCAAUCUGCUCAGCAAGGUCAAUCCGCGCCUAACUUACCCGAGAGAGACAUCAUGUCUGCUAUCCAGAACUCGAACGCGAGGAAUAAUCCAUCGUCCAACUUAUCUGAUUUUCCCAGAAUGCUCUCCUCGUUUGAAACUUCUGGUGGAAAUUCUCCCCUUACUGCGUCACAGCGAGCUGAUGUGCUGCGCCUGAUUGCCAACCAAAACCAUGCCUCCGAUCCAACUACUACAGCGUCACCGAACAAUGCGCUCAUCACACCAAAUCCGCCACCGAUGCCAGCAGGCUACCCUACCCGCCUUGCCAGCACGCGAGCGGAAAUCGACAACCUCGUGAAAAUGCAGGCAGAGCAAGACCGCUCCGUUCAGAAUCUCACGAGCCUUCUACAGCCUUUGAGCCCUAACGGAUCAAUCCCAGGCCUUGAUGAAAACAGCCUGAAUUCAGGGGUGCCACCUCCGCCCCUGGACCUGGAUCAGAUUUUUAACAGUGACUAUUUCUCUGACAUCCCGGGCAUGGAUAAAAAUGGCGACCUAUCUGGGCUCAACGACGAUCUUCAAACGGGCGAAGGAAAGGAGUCUGAUAACAACGCCACAAACCAUACCCCCACUGCCAGUGAUACUCACGCUAGCGAUCUAUUCGAUUUCGACGGGCUCCCGCCGGUCACGACCAGCGAUGUAUUCCGUACCUCCAAUGCGCCCGUUCAUACACUUCCGGUGUCAGGAGCGCCUGGAUACUUUGACGGGUAUAUCGGUAUCAACCACGGCAGUAGCGGUAGUGAGACUCUUGACACUUCAGGGCUGGGUGAUGGAUCCGGCACACUUAAUUUCGGUGGUGCAAGAAGCGGCGGAUCUGAUGGGUCUCGCAUCACUGAGGCGUUUUCGAGCAGUGAGUGUCGAUGA